UUGAUUGAUGUAUGGCACACAGAAUUAAAUUUGAGUUAUCAGGCUAUAUUCCAUUUUUAUGAACCAACAAAAAAUUAUAUACAAAUACGAAUCCCACGAUUCUGAUCGACAUUUACUACGUGUCUUAUAUAGGUUUGAAUAUGGGCGCCAGCAACAGCAAGCCUCAAACAGUGCAAAUGUCCAAUGCAUCGCCAUUUCAAAUUAGCCGCGAUGUCUUGGAGCGCGUUGAGAAGGCCUCCGCCCCACCCUCCUCUUCAGACGCAAUCACCCACAUGCCGACGGAGAUCCCAACUGCAGCAAGUCAGCUUGUCUGUGAGAAGUGUGCCCGCACAGCAACGGCGGAAAAAACACCGCAGGUUCCACAGCCAAUGACCGCUGCCGCUUCAUCGUGGACACGACGCUCAACGGAAAUUGAGGAAUUACAGUUUAGCAAGACGUUGGACCGAGUGCAUCAUUUAUUUGGGCAACCCGUCAAAUGGGCUAAGGCCAAUGAGUGCUCCGACGAUAUUGAGGGAAUGGAGCGACAAUUGAUAGCCUGUUAUCGGGAGUACGGCAGCGAGCCGCUGAAGUGCGCCCAGUUGGCGAGUCAGUAUCACAGUUUUGUAUUCAAUAAGCAAGUCGCUGCAGUGCAAAACACAAAGUCGUCGUCGUCCAAUGGCCAACAGCUCUCGAAGGGAUCUACAACAACAACAGAAGAAAGAAAGUGAUCCAUGCUUGAAGUCCGGAGGAUGCUAAAGAGUGGAUUGUUAAAUACUAAUUAUUAUAGAGACGAAUAUUAAAUGCGCGCAUUUCAUAAGCAAUUUAAAUAUAACAGUCAAAUUUAAAGCGAUCUUUUUGUCGAUAUAACGGAUCGAU
This is a messenger RNA of Drosophila nasuta, 855 nucleotides long. RefSeq lists its product as uncharacterized. The coding region runs from base 141 to 707 and encodes 188 amino acids. The transcript has a single exon. The record is from RefSeq and is a predicted model, not a curated record. Lineage: Eukaryota; Metazoa; Arthropoda; Insecta; Diptera; Drosophilidae.